Molecule: messenger RNA, 2586 nt
Organism: Xylaria bambusicola
Lineage: Eukaryota; Fungi; Ascomycota; Sordariomycetes; Xylariales; Xylariaceae
Exons: 1
Coding region: 179-2281 (700 amino acids)
Biological process (GO): lipid homeostasis; fatty acid beta-oxidation using acyl-CoA oxidase
Cellular component (GO): peroxisome
Molecular function (GO): acyl-CoA oxidase activity; fatty acid binding; FAD binding
Source: RefSeq, a predicted model, not a curated record
AGGUCUACCAACAAGUCUCAGACCUCGGACAGCGCCUUAGUGUGCGUGUGAUACCGGUUACCUGGAGUGGCCUAAUAAAUAGAGUGUGCAUUGAACCUCUUUGUAUGACGACCAUGCAUCCUUCAACUCAAUCACACAGCAUUCAACAACCAACCUAGUGGACGAGACCUCAAUCGACAUGCCUUCGCCAAACCCGGACUGGGUCAAAGCUCUAAAGCCCUCAGGGCCGCAAGGAUCGGAGCUCCUCCAACAAGAGAGAGACCGGUCAGCUCUCAAUGUCGAUCAGCUCGCGACAUUCAUGUUUACCAGCGAGGUGCUGGAGAGGAAUGCGAAGAUCUUAGAGAUUCUUCAAUCCCAUGAUGUAUUUGAUAAAUCGCAGAAUUACUUUCGGGGUAGACGGGAAAGGCUUGAAGCCGCUUUGGCCAGAGCAAAGGCACUGAGACAGCUCAGUGUCAAGCAUGGAUGGAGCCAGGAAGAGUAUAAUGCCGCCAAUGAACUCAUCAGCGAGCCGACACCGUACGGUCUACAUGCCUCUAUGUUUCUGAAGACGUUAGAGGAACAAGGAACACCAGAACAGCACAAGCUCUUCCUGGAGCCAGCACGGCGCUACGAUAUCAUUGGCUGUUAUGCACAGACUGAGCUUGGCCACGGGUCUAAUGUCCGAGGUUUGGAGACAACCGCGACAUGGAACGCCGCAGACAAGACAUUCACGCUGCACUCUCCUCACCUUACUGCCUCGAAGUGGUGGAUUGGAUCCCUAGGACUAGCUGCGAACCACGCGGUAGUAGUGGCACAACUCAUCUUGAAUGGAAAGUCCUACGGUCCCCACCCUUUCGUUGUUCAGAUCCGAGAUCUCCGGACACAUGAGCCUCUUCCUAACGUCCACGUCGGCGACAUUGGUCCAAAGUUUGGUUACAAUACCAUGGACAAUGGCUUCCUGCUCUUUAACGACGUCAAAGUCCCCCACGUCAAUAUGCUGAGUCGAUUUUCAGCGGUAGACCCUGCGACUGGGAAAUAUGUUCGGCCGGCGAACCCGGCGCUCAUCUACGGCACAUUGACGUUCAUCCGAUCUAUGAUCGUCCUUCAGUCCGGUAGUACUCUUGCUCGAGGAGUGACUAUUGCUACCCGUUAUUGUGCGGUUCGACGCCAGUUCCAGGACCGUGAUACACCUGAGGGCACGGUCGGAGAGAACCAAGUUCUCGACUACACGAUGGUGCAGUACCGCAUACUGCCGUUGCUGGCAGCUUCGUAUGCCUUACACUUCACAGGUCGCAUCAUGGUGAACCUCUACAACGCAAAUCAGAAACGUAUGAGCCAGGGGCAGAAUGUCCGUCCUGGCGCGGAUGCAAAGCGGAGUCCCGGCCCAGAGCAGCUCAACUCUACCAGCGAUCUUCUGGCAGAUCUUCAUGCCGUUUCAUGUGCCCUUAAAGCCUUUGCUUCGACCACAGCUGCCGAAGGUCUGGAGGUAUGCCGUCGCGCCUGUGGCGGACACGGGUAUUCGGCAUUCUCGGGCAUAGGCAGCUGGUAUGCUGAUUAUUUACCCACGGUGACAUGGGAAGGUGAUAACUAUAUGCUGACACAGCAAGUUGCUCGCUAUCUCCUCAAGACUGCCCGCACCGUACUCUCGGGCAAAUCUACUGACACCAACGGCAUAACCGGUGUCUUCAAAAACUUUGUCCGCAGGCAAGACAUUGGGGCAGCCUUCGACGUACUCGAUAACGAUCAGGAUCUCGUUGACGCAUUUGCUUGGCGCGUUGCGUUCUUGACUUUCGAAGCUCUUAAGCACAGAGACGAAGAGAAGCAGUCUUGGAACAGCCUUCUCAUUGACUUCUGGCGUCUCUCCACUGCCUACGCGCAAUACCUAGCAGUCAAAAAUUUCUAUGACGCCCUUCAAGACGAAAAUACAACGGCAUCGCUCGAUUCAACCACAGUGGAGCUGCUCCAUAAGUUGUUCCAGCUGUUCGCUUUCUAUCACUUAACAUCGAAUGCUUCCGAGUUCUUUGCUAGUGCCGCCACGACAGUACGCCAGAUCCAGCUGGCACGCACAAAACGAACGCUCUCUCUCCUCCAGGACAUCAGACCCCAUGCCGUAAGACUCGUGGACGCAUGGAAAUUCCCGGAUUGGCAGCUAGAUAGUGCAUUGGGACGUUACGAUGGCAAGGUCUAUGAAGAUAUUUUCCACCGAGCUUCCCAAGUGAACCCAAUCAACAACGAGAUCAUCGACCCGUACCCAGAUUCUCCCGUAUUAUUCCGAGCGGACAAGACGAAGGCGAAACUGUGAGCCCGGUCUCAUAACGCGUCCAAUACCCGCGGAUAUCUUCGACGUCCCAGUCUGGAUGAAUCGCCACUGUAUAACGUCGCCGGAUGCAAUGAUCUAAUGAUGGAAGGACAGUCCCUCCGAACGCCGUCCAAUUUCGCAUCAUCGGCCCCGAAUAGGAACAUCAUUAUAUCAUCUUUCUGCGUCAUUCGUAUAUGUACAAGCAAACGCACAUUUCGCAUUGUCUCUAAGUUUAUACGACGCCGCUCCCGCCUUCGGGAUCAACCACCCGAUAUGCCAUACGUGGAUGGCUCUUGAAUAUGAAGCCG